UGGAGAGAGAGAUAUUUGGAAAGAAAAGGAUUUUCAGGGCAGAACAUGGUUAGAGACAUUAGCAGUUCAAAUGAAUUACUGAGAGACGAUAUUACAGAAACUCGAGAACAAGAUUCGAAAGACCCGGAUAUCAUUCCCGCCCAGGAUGACUGGAAUUGUUUACCACGAAGAGAACCAGAUCAGAGUUUGUGCGAGAUGCCUGUAACGACAGAGCGAUGUAUGACAAGUCAUAUCAGACAACAUAGUUAUACCAGUGUGCCUGAGCAGUCAACAAGUAGUACUUCACUAAUGCUGCAGAAGAGUUGUGGAUGUCGUUUAAAGCACGAGAAUUGCUGCAAGGCCGAGUUUCUGCCAAUGAGAAGAGAGUCAACUGUAGAGAAAGGUCCCGCAAGUUAUAACGCACUCACUACCUCUGGAAGACCAAGUGGAGAACAGAGAGGAAACAAAGUAACACACGAAUCGAGUUUUCAUAGUAACUCAAGUGGCCUUAUUAGUACGUCUCGAAUGAAACAGAAUAAAGAAAGAAAAUUCAUAUCUACAGCUGUAUGAAGCAAGAUAUAGAGUAAAGAAUCUUGGUGGACUGGGAGCACGCUUUGGUAGCAGGUGAAAUGUAUGUAUGAUGAAUUAUAUUAUCAAGAAAUGUGACGAACACACACAUAGUGCUCGACGAGAGCUCCUCACAAGAAAUGACAUCUCG
Molecule: messenger RNA, 697 nt
Organism: Limulus polyphemus (Atlantic horseshoe crab)
Lineage: Eukaryota; Metazoa; Arthropoda; Merostomata; Xiphosura; Limulidae
Exons: 5
Coding region: 46-549 (167 amino acids)
Source: RefSeq, a predicted model, not a curated record